Messenger RNA from Penicillium egyptiacum, 603 nucleotides. The record is from the annotation of a GenBank genome assembly. NCBI's taxonomy places the organism in Eukaryota, Fungi, Ascomycota, Eurotiomycetes, Eurotiales, Aspergillaceae.
AUGAAGGCUUUCGUGACAAUCUCCAGCGUUUUGGCAAUCGUCGGCCCUUCAACUUGUCAGACUACAUGCACUGCAGACAAUGUCCUCAACUCACUGACUGCAGUCAAGCAUUAUGCAGACAAGAUGCAAUCCGUGACCGAUGGUUCAAGUGGCAACAUCAAUCCUUCUGCGGUGAGCUUGAACCUAUGUGUAAAACCACAUUUUCUUCGUGAGGGCUCCGGCAAACUAACUACGCCUCUGGUCCAGCCCAUCUUCAAAAACUUCGAAGGUCAAACUAAACAUCUUAAUGAGGAUUUGCAGUGCACGUUUGACACGACCCCGAAAGAGCAGUCCGAUAUCUGCAGUGAUUAUGAAAAAUUCGCGACUUCACAGCUGAGUUACCUACACGUGGCUGGUGGCCGCAGUUUCUACGAGAAAAAUGGACACGGAGAUAAUGCUGUCAAGAUGCAUGGGUACAUUUUGCAGGCGCAGGACACCUUAGAGAACUACACAUCUCAAGUCAAAGCUGCAGCUGCUUCGUGUGCGGAUCGCAUUGACACAGCGUACACACCGCUGGGUACGCAGCUUCAAAAGCUGCUAGAGGCUUACCCCGGAACGGCUUAG